Messenger RNA from Colletotrichum chrysophilum, 243 nucleotides. RefSeq lists its product as uncharacterized. NCBI's taxonomy places the organism in Eukaryota, Fungi, Ascomycota, Sordariomycetes, Glomerellales, Glomerellaceae. The record is from RefSeq and is a predicted model, not a curated record. The transcript has 2 exons. Bases 1 to 243 code for a protein of 80 amino acids.
AUGUGUUUCGGACUAGCAAAGGCAACCUGGCGUGGUUGCGGCCAGCACAUCCCCUCGGCUCUGAGCGGCGUCCCCGAGGACCAGUGGUGCACAUGCACGCCCAAGGUCACGGUCAACGGCAAGGAGUACCCGCCGGCAGGCUCAGUAUCGAUUCCUGGUAUGUCUUGGCUGAGCAGCUUGUUUGGCGGAGGCAGUUCAAAUGACAAGGCAAAGCAGGAAUCUAAGAGGCGGGGAGAGCUAUGA